AUGUUGUUUCUCUGGUCGAGGGAGCCAACCCCGGAUCCCAGAGCCGGUCCAUGGUUCGCCUGGUUUGCGACGGCUGUUCUGUUGUGGCGUUGUCGACGUCGCAUCACCAGAGCGAUUUUGGGCAUCUCGCCGCUGAGGUUGCUAAAGAGACGCGCCGCCGGUCUAGCAAUCAAUCAAAAGAUGAUGCUGAAGCAGCAGAAGAGACACAGCCUGGCCCAGCUAAACAAGCAUAAGGCUGCCGGGAUGCGGCGAGCAAAGCGAUUGUGCACCGGCGACGGUCCGCACGUGUCCGGCAGUAUGUCCAUGAUACAAGCUGGACCACAGAUCCACUACAGAGUCACCAGGAGCGGCAGAAUUUACGGCAAAUACCCGAAUAAGACCGCCAUUCCAAACGGCAGCAUCGAAGAAGGCCAUUGACGUCAUGUUAAAAUUGUCAAACUCUCAGCUACUGUCUUUGUCCC
Molecule: messenger RNA, 461 nt
Organism: Temnothorax curvispinosus
Lineage: Eukaryota; Metazoa; Arthropoda; Insecta; Hymenoptera; Formicidae
Exons: 1
Coding region: 1-417 (138 amino acids)
Source: RefSeq, a predicted model, not a curated record